GAGGGAGCUUGUGGAUAUGAAAAUGUUAUUGAAGAAGGAUACGGCCUUCAAACCACAGCAUUAAGCGAGGCAUUGUUCAACAAAGGACGUACUUGCGGAGCUUGUUUCCAAAUAAUGUGUUUUAACUCUUCAGAAUGGUGCAAAAAAGGUGCAGGCGCAAUCCGGGUCACAGCUACCAACUACUGCCCUCCAACCUACGAUGAGGAAGCUCCUUGGUGCAACCCGCCUCGCAAGCACUUUGAUCUAUCCAUGCCUAUGUUCUUGAACAUUGCAGAAUACAAAGCAGGAAUUGUCCCGGUUGUCUAUCGCCGAGUUAAGUGCCGCAAGAGUGGUGGUAUCAAGUUCGUGUUUAAGGGAAAUGAAGGUUGGUUGCUUGUGCUAGUGUACAAUGUUGGUGGUGCUGGACAGGUUGUUGAUGUGAAGAUAAAGGGUUCUCAGACUGGUUGGAUACAAAUGGAACGUAAUUGGGGCGUAAACUGGCAGGUAUCGGAUGAUACCGUGCAGAAGUUACAGGGCCAGAGCUUGUCUUUCCAAGUUACCACAAGGGAUGGUAGAAUGGUGCAGUCCGACAAUGUCGCCCCGAAGGAUUGGCAAUUGGGGAAGACAUAUGAGGGAAGAAACUUCUAG
This is a messenger RNA of Rosa rugosa (rugosa rose), 627 nucleotides long. Its product is annotated as expansin-A9-like. Gene Ontology annotation, cellular component: extracellular region. NCBI's taxonomy places the organism in Eukaryota, Viridiplantae, Streptophyta, Magnoliopsida, Rosales, Rosaceae. Gene Ontology annotation, biological process: plant-type cell wall organization. The transcript has a single exon. The coding region runs from base 115 to 627 and encodes 170 amino acids. The record is from RefSeq and is a predicted model, not a curated record.